AUGUGGAGAGAAGUUUUAUAAAAAAGAGUUAAUUAAAUAGGAUUUCAUUAAUAAUAUAAAGCAAUAAAAAAAAUAGGAGUAGGAAAAUUUACAAGUGUAUAUUUAUCAGAAAAAAUAGAAAAUUAAUAGCUUUAUGCAGUUAAAGCUUUUCCUAAAAAAAGAAUUUAUAAAUAAGAAGAAAAUGGAAAAGUUUUUUUUAUAAAAAAAAUAUUAAUAUAUUAUUUUAAACAAAAGGAAUUAUUAAUAAAUGAAAUUGAGUUAUUGAGAAAUUUAGAUCAUUAAAAUAUUUUACAUUUAUAUGAAGUUUUUGUAACUGAUAAUUCUUUAUAUAUGGUAUUAGAAUUAUUAUAAGGGGGCUCUCUUUAUUAAUAAAUUAAAUCAAAACAUAAAUAUUAAAAUGAAGAAAUUAAAUAUAUGAUAAGAGGUUUAUUAGAAGGUGUUGCACAUAUGCAUUCAAAAAAUAUUAUGCACAGAGAUUUAAAACCAGAAAAUAUAAUGUUUAGAUGUAAAAAUUAAUUAGAUUUAGUUAUUGGCGAUUUAGGUUUAGGAACAAAAUAAAAUAUUGAUAAAUACUUAUAUGUUAGAUGUGGUACUCCUGGAUUCGUAGCUCCUGAGGUUAUUAACAUAACUGAUUUUAACAUAAAAUACGAUGUGGCUUGUGAUAUUUUUUCUCUCGGAGUUAUUUUUCAUAUUUUGUUUUCUUUUUUAAUUUUUUUAUAUUUAUUAUAAUAAUUAUAAUUAAUUAUUUAAAGGCUUACAGGAAAAUCACCUUUUCCAGGAAAAAACUAUGAAGAUAUUUUAAACUAAAAUAGAGAAGCAAAUAUUAUUUAUUAAGGAAAAGAAUACUUGAAGUUAUCUUUAUAUGGUUUCUAAAAAAAAUUAAUUAAUUUAUAAAUUAGUAUUUUUUUUUAAAUAAAAAAAGCCUAUGAUUUGCUAAAAAAAAUGCUUGAAGUUAACCCUAAAUUAAGAAUUACAGCUAAAAAAGCGCUUUAACAUGAAUAUUUUAAUGAUAAAUAAAAUCCUUCUGUUCAUGAGAUUUAAAUAUUCGAUUAAGAUUCCCCUCGACAUUCACCUUAAAUUUUAGUAACAAAAGGAUAAAACAUGGUUAUAGAUGCUUAGGGGUUAUUUAAAGUUAGGACUAAUGAAAAGUAUAAAGAAACAUUUUAUUCUCCAAGUAUUGGAAAAGAUAGAAAAAAAUUGUAAUAUACUAAGAGUUUAUAACUAGAAGAUAAUAAUGAAGAGAUUUAUGAUGCUUACUGUUAAAAAAAAUCUAAUGUGAUAAUGAAAAAUUUAAAAAAUAUAGAUUUUUGA
Ichthyophthirius multifiliis is the source of this 1311-nucleotide messenger RNA. Its product is annotated as protein kinase domain protein. Gene Ontology annotation, cellular component: nucleus; cytoplasm. The transcript is spliced from 2 exons. Lineage: Eukaryota; Ciliophora; Oligohymenophorea; Hymenostomatida. Gene Ontology annotation, biological process: protein phosphorylation; mitotic DNA damage checkpoint signaling. The record is from RefSeq and is a predicted model, not a curated record. Gene Ontology annotation, molecular function: ATP binding; protein serine/threonine kinase activity.